Juglans regia (Persian walnut) is the source of this 3231-nucleotide messenger RNA. RefSeq lists its product as uncharacterized. The record is from RefSeq and is a predicted model, not a curated record. The transcript has 3 exons. NCBI's taxonomy places the organism in Eukaryota, Viridiplantae, Streptophyta, Magnoliopsida, Fagales, Juglandaceae. Bases 1 to 3231 code for a protein of 1076 amino acids.
AUGGACAAAAGUUGGAUGAAUAUCCAUGAUAGGCUUAGAUCAACUCAAUAUGCUGAAGGGGUUGAGCAAUUCCUCACAUUGGCACGAAACCACGUAGCCGGAAGUGACCACAUUCGCUGUCCAUGCCGUGUUUGUGGUAAUAACAUUUGGUUACCUAUAAGUGAAGUGGAAACUCACUUGUUCAUUAAAGGGAUUAAUCCUAACUACACGGAGUGGAUAUUUCACGGGGAGGAGGAAGUAUGGAAUGUGACUGAUGAUGAGGACAAUAUUGAGGCCGUUAGUGAUGAAGCAGAAUACGUCGAUGACAUGGAUGAGAUGUUAGAUGACUUCAGGGCUGGGACAUUCGGUGAAGGAACUUCGGGCAGCCCCAUCCAUGAUGGCCCAAGUCCCAUACCUAACAUGAAUCAAAGCGACGCCUACGAGAAACUAUUAAAUGAUGCCAGACAACCACUCUUUGAGGGUUGUGCACAUUUUUCCCAACUCUCCUUCAUUGUGAAGUUGCUUCAUAUUAAAACAAUUGGGGGAUGGUCAAUAAAAUCAUUUGACAUGUUACUUGAGUUGUUGAGGUCUGCAUUUCCUAAUGUUGUCUUGCCACGCUCAUACCAGCAGUCACGAUCAUUGCAGCGUGGUUUGGGCUUUACAUACACCAAGAUUCAUGCUUGUCGUAACGACUGCAUAUUAUUCUGGAGGGAACAUUCGAACCUAAAUGAGUGCCCUAAAUGUGGGGCUUCACGGUGGAUGUCAACCACACACAACAAUCGCCCAAUCCCUCAGAAGGUCCUACGUCAUUUCCCUUUGAAGCCAAGGUUACAACGGCUAUUCAUGUCACGGAAAACAGCUUCUGAUAUGAGAUGGCAUAAAGAACAACGAACAGAUGAUGAAAUCAAUAUGAGGCAUCCGGCUGAUUCUGAGGUUUGGAAGGCAUUUGAUAAGGAGCAUAGUUGGUUUGCCCAGGAUUCUCGAAAUGUCCGACUGGGUCUAGCAAGUGAUGGAUUCAACCCUUUCAACAAUAUGUCUAAACCAUAUAGUAUAUGGCCAGUGAUCCUCGUUCCAUAUAACUUGCCUCCAUGGUUAUGCAUGAAAGAUGCCUACUUUAUGACGUCUCUUAUUAUUCCUGGUCCAAAAUCACCGGGGAAUGAAAUAGAUGUCUACUUGCAGCCUUUGGUAGAUGAGUUGAACGAUCUUUGGGAAAAUGGGGUUGCUACAUACGAUGCCUCCACCAAAACUAAUUUCUUACUUCAUGCAGCUUUAUUGUGGACAAUUAAUGACUUUCCAGCAUAUGGUAACCUUUCCGGGUGGUCAACCAAAGGGAAAUUGGCUUGUCCGACGUGCAACCUAGGCACAGAUUCUAUGUGGUUGACCUACGGCCGAAAGCAUACAUAUAUGGGUCAUCGUCGAUUUUUACCACCUGAUCACAUAUGGAGAACUAAAAAACGUGUGUUCAAUGGUAGAGAAGAUCAUCGCUCACCACCACUUUCUCUAACGGGAUCAGAGGUUAUCAAUCAACUAUCUUGUCUUCGACAUGUGCACUUUGGGAAGGGUGUGAAGAAGCGCAAACGUACACCGGAGGAAUUGAAUUGGACAAAAAUGAGCAUAUUCUUCACUUUGCCAUAUUGGUCAACAAUUAAGCUUCGACAUAAUCUGGACGUUAUGCACAUCGAGAAGAACAUUUGCGACAACAUAUUGGGCACAUUAAUUAACAUUCCUAGUAAAACAAAAGAUAAUAUCAAUUCACGCCGUGACCUGGCCAACCUUGGUAUCAGAAAUGAAUUGCAUUUGAUCCACGAUGGAGAGCGGUGUAGUAUGCCACAUGCAUGUUUCACAUUAUAUAAAGAUGAAAGGAAAAGUUUUUGUGAGUGGAUGUCGAAGGUGAAAUUUCCUGAUGGCUUCGCUUCGAAUAUCGCCAAAUGCGUGUCUGUACAUGAUUGCAAAAUCUCAGGGUUGAAAUCGCAUGAUUGUCAUGUUUUUAUGCAAAGACUCCUUCCUGUUGCAAUUGGUGGGUACUUAAGGAAUGAUAUUAGCUUGGCGUUGAUUGAGCUUAGCAAUUUCUUCAAAGAGUUGUGCGCAAGAACACUUGACGUGAGCCUAUUGAUGCAACUUGAGAGUGAUAUCGUGGUCAUUCUAUGCAAGUUUGAGAUGAUCUUUCCCCCAUCAUUCUUCGAUGUUAUGGUCCACCUAGCAGUUCAUUUACCUCGUGAAGCUUUGCUUGCUGGCCCAGUGCAAUAUAGGUGGAUGUACCCUUUUGAGAGGUAUCUCGGUAAAUUCAAGCGGUAUGUCAAGAAUAAAGCACGCCCUGAAGGAUCAAUAGCUGAAGCAUACAUUCACAUAGAAUGUUUGACAUUUUGCUCGAUUGAACACUACAACAUUUGUAAGCUAAACAGCCCACAUGCUCCCGAUCGUAACCAUGAGAAACAUUUUCCAGCAUGGUUGAAGCAACGUGUUCAAGAACAACGAACAACCGAACCUAGUGAGGUCUCUGAUGAUCUAUAUGCAUUAGCGUGUGGUCCUGAUCCACGGGUUGCAUCGUAUGCAGCCUGCAUAGUGAAUGGAAAAAGGUUCCACACAAGGGAUCGUGAACAACGUCGGCGAACUCAAAAUUGUGGUGUGUUCGUAAAUGGGGAACAUCAAUCUAACUCGGUAGAGUUCUACGGUGUUAUAAAUGAUGUUGUCGAGUUACAUUAUAUGGGAUGGCGUCGGGUAUAUUUGUUCAAAUGUCAAUGGUUUGAUGUUGGUGAUCGGAGAAGAGGAAUACGAGUAGAUAACCAUAUGACUAGUGUCAAUAUGGACCGAACAUGGUAUAAGGAAGAACCUUUUGUUUUAGCGUGCCAAGCUUCACAAUGCUUUUACUUAAAAGAUCCAAGGGUGAAAGGAAAUUGGUAUGUUGUACAGAAUUUCAUAGACCGGAAUGUGUAUGACUUGCCACCAGGGCCUCUCUCCGAGGACCAUGAUCCGAACCCAAACAGUGGUGAUGCAUACCAAGAGGAUGAGUCCGCUAAUGUUUACACAACUGUUGAGUGUGCUGAUGUUGGUGUGGCAACUCCACUAAAUAGGAGUGACAUAGAACCAAGCCCCAUCGAUGACCCAGUGAUAAUCGUUGACAUUAAUCAUGAUGACCUCGCAGGAGAAUUUAUCAAUGACGAAGAUGCUGAGGAAAGUGAAGAAGAUAGUUGUGGCAGUGAUGAAGAUUCAGAUGACAAAGAUUCAGAUGAUGAUGAUGAAGAUUCAGGGUGA